Molecule: messenger RNA, 705 nt
Organism: Penicillium daleae
Lineage: Eukaryota; Fungi; Ascomycota; Eurotiomycetes; Eurotiales; Aspergillaceae
Product: glutathione S-transferase family protein
Exons: 3
Coding region: 1-705 (234 amino acids)
Cellular component (GO): cytoplasm
Source: RefSeq, a predicted model, not a curated record
AUGGCCUCCCCAAAGAUCAUUCUCUACACCAACCACCGUUGCCCCUGGGCUCACCGUGCCCAUAUCGCUCUCAAGGAGCUGGGCCUGCAGUAUGAGGAGGUCAUCAUUGACUUGGACGUACCCCGCGAGCCGUGGUAUCUUGAGGUCAACCCGCGUGGCCUUGUUCCCAGCCUCUCGUACAACGGCAAGAUCAUCACCGAGUCCGGCAUCGUCGCGCAAUUCCUUGCCGACGCACACCCGUCUCAGCUCCUGCCUGCGUCCGGCCCGGCAGAUAACGCGCUGUACCGUGCCCGCCUGGCUUUCUUCGUCGAUGCAUUCUUCAGCAAGGUUGUCCCGCACCUCACUGCCAAUAUCAGGUCCGCCUCGGAGGCAGACCGCGAUGCUGCGACGGAGCAAUUGGUUGCCGGCGUCGUGAAGGAAAUUGAACCGCUCCUUGCUGAUACUGAGGGCAAGGGUCCUUUCUUCGGGGGCAGUGACAAGCUCACUUUGGCCGAGGUUCUCUCUGGCUCUUUCCUGCUUCGCAUCCUUGGCUUCAGUAAGCCUGAGCACGGUCUCGUCAGUACCAAGCUGCCUGCGCUGCUGGAGCAGCAGGCUCCACGAUUCAAGCGCUGGGCUGAGGCUACUACUGCGCAUGAGAGCGUUAACUUUAUCUGGAACGAGAAGGAUGUUGCGGAUCGGACGCGGGCUAGAUUUGCUCCUAAGUAA